AUGGGUCGUUUUCACCAACACUUCGUGAUGGAGUUCAUAGGACACUAUUCUUUAAUAUAUAUUCUAAAUCUAAAAAAUUUUAAGAAGUGGUGUUACGCCAAUACCGAAGAAACCACCACGUUAAGUGUCUCCCAGCGGUCCAAGAUGCUGAGUUCACGGGGUGUUAGGCUGUCACAAAGUGUGCGUACAAUCUCCUCAAGUUUGAGGCUUUUGAACAGCUCAAAUUCUCCCAUUUUCGACCCUUCACAACUGAACCCGUUAAGCAACACGAAAGUGGGUACAGGCGCGUCCAGCAAGCUGCAAUUUGAGAUCCCCAGCCCGCAGAACUCAAGUGCACCACAAGACCAGGGGCAGCGUUUCGCAGCUGCGUCUUUUAUCGCGUCGCCUAAGGAGGACGCCCUGACAUCCAGACUGACCGGCGUGCGCGCAGGCCGCACCGUGGAUGUUUACAACGGUGACACCGCCGGCGCGUUCCGCCAGCUGAAUUCGGUUGUUUUUUCCAACAGGAUCGCCCAGGAUAGGCGUAACCAGAGAUUCCAUCUCAAACGCGGGAAGGCCAAGGAAAUACGCAGUUCGCAGAGACACCGUCGCGAGUUCAUGAAGGGCUUCAAGCGUCUGAUUGAGGUUGUGAAGGACGCCAAGCGUAAGGGGUACUGA
Messenger RNA from Lachancea thermotolerans CBS 6340, 657 nucleotides. RefSeq names its product mitochondrial 37S ribosomal protein bS21m (gene MRP21). Gene Ontology annotation, molecular function: structural constituent of ribosome. NCBI's taxonomy places the organism in Eukaryota, Fungi, Ascomycota, Saccharomycetes, Saccharomycetales, Saccharomycetaceae. Gene Ontology annotation, biological process: mitochondrial translational initiation; translation. The coding region runs from base 1 to 657 and encodes 218 amino acids. The transcript has a single exon. Gene Ontology annotation, cellular component: mitochondrial small ribosomal subunit; ribosome. The record is from RefSeq and is a predicted model, not a curated record.